Molecule: messenger RNA, 2234 nt
Organism: Vitis vinifera (wine grape)
Lineage: Eukaryota; Viridiplantae; Streptophyta; Magnoliopsida; Vitales; Vitaceae
Product: cyprosin
Exons: 14
Coding region: 485-2062 (525 amino acids)
Biological process (GO): lipid metabolic process; proteolysis
Molecular function (GO): aspartic-type endopeptidase activity
Source: RefSeq, a predicted model, not a curated record
UUAAUAACGCAUUAUUCUAUUUAAUAUAAAAAAUAAUCGCACUCACGGCAGAUAAUAAGAGAUGACCCAUUUAUCUUCAAUAUCUAAGUAUUUUAGUAACAAUGCUAAUGCUGAAAACAAAAUCUAAGUUUCGGCUUUUAUGAAACAUCUUUCUGACUCCAACAUUUUCUCGAACGUUUAGAAGGCGAACCCUGGGACAGACACUAAAUACAAAGAUGCAGAGGGGGAUUCAUCGUUCAGACAUACCUGGCAGGCGUUUGGGCAAAAGGGUUUCCAAGUAUUUAACAGGGUUUUUGUGAGUGUGAUUGUGAUUUCUCUCUGUGAAUGCAGGGGUGCAAUCAUUGGUGAGAGAAGAUAUAUAGAGGGGUUGUCCCUGUGGGAAUUAUCCUCGAUGACCAAACUUUUCUUGGCCCAUUCCUCCCUGUUAAUAGUCAAAAAGGAGUUCUAGGAAGAAUCAAAAUGUUAGGCCAAAAGGGUCCAGAAAAUGAAGAAGAGAGCGAACGGAAAAACACUUCAAGCAUUUCUAGCUAUGAAAAUGAGGCAAGGGUAUCUUUGGGCGGCUUUCUGCUUGUGGGCUUUGACAUUUCCUCUUCUUCAAGCUUCCUCCGAUGGCUUGGUGAGAAUUGGAUUGAAGAAGUGGCGCUUAGAUUAUAAUAGGAUUAGAGCUGCCAGAAUGGCAAGAAGGGCAAAAUCAAUUGGGGGUGUUGUAAAGAGCAUGUAUCAAGGUUUAGGUGAUUCAGAUGGAGAGUCAGUGCUCCUAAGGAACUACAUGGAUGCCCAAUACUAUGGAGAGAUUGGCAUUGGAACACCACCCCAGAACUUCACCGUUGUAUUUGAUACUGGAAGUGCCAAUCUUUGGGUCCCCUCUACCAAAUGCCAUUUCUCAAUUGCCUGCCUUUUCCAUUCCAAGUACAACUCAAGGCUGUCCACAACAUACAUUGAUCUGGGAAAAGAAGGUGAAAUACAUUAUGGGUCUGGAUCAAUUUCUGGUGUCUUCAGUCAAGAUAACGUUCAAGUUGGGAGUAUGGCUAUCAAAAAUCAAGUUUUUAUUGAGGCUACACGAGAGGCAAGCCUUGUAUUCGUAUUGGGAAAGUUUGAUGGGAUUCUUGGGCUCGGUUUUGAGGAAAUUGUUGUUGGGAAUGCCACACCAGUUUGGUACAAUUUGCUUCGGCAAGGUCUUGUGCAAGAAGACAUCUUCUCUUUCUGGCUAAACCGGGAUCCACAAGCCACCGAUGGAGGUGAGAUUGUUUUUGGUGGUGUCGACAAGAGACACUUCAAGGGGCAGCACACUUAUGCCUCAAUCACUCAAAAGGGUUACUGGCAGUUUGAAAUGGGAGAGUUUCUUAUUGGAUACCAAUCAACAGGAUUUUGUGAGGCAGGUUGUGCAGCUAUUGUAGAUUCAGGAACAUCCUUAAUUGCUGGUCCAACGGCGAUCGUGACUGAAAUCAACCAUGCAAUUGGAGCAGAAGGAAUCGUGAGCCAGGAAUGUAAAGAAGUAGUUUCCCAAUAUGGAAACAUGAUAUGGGAUCUUCUAAUAUCAAGGGUACAACCUGAUGCAGUAUGUUCACAGAUUGGUUUAUGUAACUUCAAUGGGUCUCAGAUUGAGAGCCCACGAAUCAAGACAGUGGUUGAGGAAGAAGACGCGAGAGGAACAAAAGUUGGGAAUGAAGUUUGGUGCACUGCUUGCGAGAUGACAGUGAUUUGGAUCCAGAACCAGCUAAAACAAAGAAAAACAAAGGAGAUAAUAUUCAGCUAUGUAACUGAGCUCUGCCAGAGUCUGCCAAGUCCAAUGGGAGAAUCAGUAGUUGACUGCGGUAGAGUUCCCUACAUGCCAGAUGUUACAUUCACCAUUGCAGAUAAGCAUUUCACCCUGACCCCAAAAGAGUAUGUUCUAAAAACUGGUGAAGGCAUUACAACCGUCUGCCUCAGUGGAUUUAUUGCUUUGGAUGUGCCUCCUCCUAGGGGUCCUCUGUGGAUUCUUGGAGAUAUAUUCAUGGGGGUUUAUCACACUGUAUUUGACUAUGGUAAUCUCCAAGUGGGUUUUGCUGAAGCUAUGCAGUGACUCUCCAAUCUCCAACAGUCUCCUUACAUUUAUUUACUGAUCAUCUGUUGCUUCUGAGUAAAGCUUAUAGGGCAUUUAUUACGCAGAUUGUGAUCCCAGUUGUCAUAGGUUGCAUAAAUGUAAUGUUCAUAUAUUUGCGAGAAAAUACAGGUCAUUCAAUGUUUUAACUUCA